AUGACUCACUCAAGUGCUUCUGUAUUUAGGAACCAAGAAAAUCAGAGUGGUGGAGUCACCUUUGUUCUUUUGGGCUUCUCAGAAUACCCAAAACUCCAGUUGCCUCUGUUUCUGGUAUUCCUGACCAUCUACACAGUCACUGUGCUGGGAAACCUAGGCAUGAUUGUGAUUAUCAAGAUCAAUCCCAAACUCCACACCCCCAUGUACUUUUUCCUCAGCCACUUAUCCUUUGUUGAUUUCUGUUACUCUACCAUAGUCACACCCAAACUAUUAGAAAACUUGGUUGUGGAAGACAGAACCAUCUCCUUCACAGGAUGCAUCAUGCAAUUCUUCUUUGGAUGUAUUUUUGUGGUGACAGAAACAUUCAUGUUGGCAGCAAUGGCAUAUGACCGAUUUGUGGCAGUUUGUAACCCUCUUCUCUACACAGUUGUAAUGUCUCAGAAGCUUUGUUUUUUGUUGGUGUCUGCAUCCUACUCUUGGGGUAUAGCCUGUUCUUUAAUAUUCACAUGCUUUUUGUUGACCUUAUCCUUUUGUGGUAAUAACUUCAUAAAUAACUUUGGCUGUGAGCAUGCUGCCAUAGUUGCUGUCUCCUGCUCAGAUCCAUACAUUAACCAGAAGAUCAUGAUAGUCUCUGCCACAUUCAAUGAAAUAAGCAGCUUAAUAAUCAUCCUUACUUCAUAUGUUUUCAUUUUUAUCACUGUCAUGAAGAUGCCUUCAACUGAGGGACGCCAAAAAGCCUUCUCCACAUGUGCCUCCCACCUGACCACCAUUACCAUUUUCCAUGGGAGCAUCCUUUUUCUCUACUGUGUUCCUAACUCCAGAAGUUCAUGGCUCAUGGUCAAAGUAGCCUCUGUCUUUUACACAGUGGUCAUCCCAAUGCUGAAUCCCCUGAUCUACAGCCUCAGGAACAAAGAUGUGAAAGAUACAGCCCACAAGUUAGUCAAUACUAAAUUGUUGUGUGAUGAAUUAUAA
This is a messenger RNA of Equus quagga, 972 nucleotides long. Its product is annotated as olfactory receptor 5D13-like. Gene Ontology annotation, molecular function: odorant binding; G protein-coupled receptor activity; olfactory receptor activity. The coding region runs from base 1 to 972 and encodes 323 amino acids. Gene Ontology annotation, cellular component: membrane. The record is from RefSeq and is a predicted model, not a curated record. The transcript has 2 exons. Gene Ontology annotation, biological process: G protein-coupled receptor signaling pathway; sensory perception of smell. NCBI's taxonomy places the organism in Eukaryota, Metazoa, Chordata, Mammalia, Perissodactyla, Equidae.